Molecule: messenger RNA, 4473 nt
Organism: Microthlaspi erraticum
Lineage: Eukaryota; Viridiplantae; Streptophyta; Magnoliopsida; Brassicales; Brassicaceae
Source: the annotation of a GenBank genome assembly
AUGAUUAGAUUCCCUGAGAACAAUUAUUUCUUUGAAGUAUCCAUUCUCUUUAACCAUUUCCUCAGCUAUGUCUACUAUUAUUCCGACUCCUCCAUCUCGGAUCCUGCUUACACACUUUAUCCUUCGAAUAACCCGGGUACUCUGAUCACUCCGGUUCUUCUCCGUGGUGAUAACUACUCCGAAUGGGCUACUAAGCUUUGGAAUUCUCUACAAGCUAAACAAAAGAUCGGAUUCAUCGAUGGUACUAUUGUGAAACCAGAGACGAAUCCUGAUCUUGCUCGUUGGACUGCUACUAACUCCAUGAUUGUCGGAUGGAUACGUACAUCCAUCGAUCCCACGAUCAGAUCUACUGUUUCUCAUGUUCCUGAUGCACACAAGCUCUGGAACGCUCUUCAACGUCGGUUUUCCGUCAACAACAGUGUCCACAGACAUCUCCUUACUGAUGAUAUCACCAACUGCAGACAGAACGGACAACCAGUUCUAGAGUACUACGGUCGUCUUUCUAAGCUAUGGGAAGAGCUUCAGAACUUCCAAACCUCUCGGUCUUGUUCUUGCGAUGCAUCUGUUGAUCUAGAAAGAGAACGAGAGGAGGCUCGGGUUCACAAAUUUCUUUUUGGACUCGAUGAAGCUCGUUUCAGCUCGAUUCGAUCUCAAAUCAUAGACGAAGACCCACUUCCGGAUUUGAACUCUGUUUACUCUCGUAUUGUACGAGAAGAGCAACAUCUUCUCACGAUGCGCUCCAAGGAUAUCAAAAACGAGGCUGUUGGUUUCUCUGUCAAAUCGGAGUCACCACAUUCAUCUACUCCAUCUGCUGCAGCUGCUUUUCGUAGUCGUGAUCCUGCACGUUCUUGCACCCACUGCAAUCGUAAAGGACAUGAUGUUUCCGAGUGUUUCGCUCUUCAUGGAUACCCUGAGUGGUUUCUCGAACAGCAAGCUGCACAAGGACGAGGCGCUCCUUCCCAGCGUGGUCGUGGAGGCCGCACAACUACUUCGGCAGGUCGUGGCCGAGGCAGAGCUAACACUACCCGUACAGCUCCUCUCCACGGCACCGAUACCUCCAUCACCAACGUUGCUCCUUCACAUGCCUCAGAUCAAAUUGCCGCCUUGAUCAGCCUCCUUCAGAACCAACAAACCCAGUUAUCCAUUGAUCGUCUGUCUGGUAAAACUAAACUCACUGAUGUUAUUAUCGAUACAGGAGCAUCACACCAUAUGACGGGUGAUUUAUCUCUUUUACGAGAUGUACGAGACAUCGUUCCCUCUGCGGUUUUGUUUCCGGAUGGAAACACUUCUCGUGCGAUCAAACUCGGAACCUUGUCUCUCAAUGAUGAUUACUUUCUACGAGAUGUUCUUUACAUACCAGAUUUCAACUGCACCUUGAUUUCUGUUUCUAAGCUCCUGAAACAAACAGGAUGCAUUGCUAUCUUUACUGAUACUCUAUGUGUUGUACAUGAUCGUUUCUCGAGGACCCUGAUUGGAGCAGGUGAAGAGAGAGAGGGGGUCUACUAUUUUACGGGAGUCACGGUCGCGCGGUCCCAUCAUGCUACAAAGGACAAGACAUCUCCUUCUGUGCUUUGGCAUCGCAGACUUGGUCAUCCCUCCUACAAAGUGUUAUCGGCUUUACCCGUGUUCAAUAGUUUUAAGUUUGAUUUCAGUCAUGUGAAUUCGUGUGACAUCUGUUUUCGCGCUAAACAAACGCGUGGUGUUUUUCAAGAUAGUCUUAAUAAUACGAGUGCUCCUUUUGACUUAAUCCAUUGUGAUGUUUGGGGUCCCUAUUGUACGCUUUCUUCUUGUGGUGCUGCAUAUUUUCUAACCAUUGUUGACGACUACUCACGAUCUGUUUGGACUUUCUUGAUGCUUGAGAAAUCAGAAACUAAGGGUCUCAUACAGAACUUUUGCGCCAUGAGUAGUAGACAGUUCGGGAAACCAGUUAAACGAGUACGUAGUGAUAAUGGAACAAAGUUUAUGGUGCUUUCUACCUUCUUUCGUGAACAGGGUAUUGAUCACCAAACUUCGUGUGUCGAUACGCCUCAACAGAACGGUCGUGUGGAAAGGAAACACAGGCACAUUCUCAAUGUUGCUCGUGCUUGUCUUUUCCAAGCUCGUUUACCGGUUACCUUCUGGGGAGAAAGCAUCCUCACUGCCGCUCACAUCAUCAAUCGCACUCCAUCCUCUGUUCUUGACGGUAAAACCCCUUACGAGUUACUACAUGGAACACCACCUAAGUAUGAUUUACUGCGAGUCUUUGGUUGCCUUAGUUAUGCACAUCGACGCGGAAGAGACAAGGAUAAGUUUGGCGAUCGCAGCAGGAAGUGUCUCUUCGUCGGUUACCCCUUUGGCAAGAAAGGCUGGCGUCUCUAUGAUCUUGAAAGGAAUGAAUUUUUUACAAGCCGAGAUGUUAUCUUCCUUGAAGACGAGUUUCCAGGAAUUCCUGAUACUGAGUAUGUUUCUCACCCUGUAUAUCAACCCGAUGUUGGCGUCGACGAUUGGUUACUUCCUUCUUUAUCUACUCCUUCAACGAUGGUGAAUUCAGCUCCUCCUGCGAUUCCCUCAGCUGAAGCUACUCCUAUAAUACCUACUACUACUGAUACAACCGUCACGGCUGAUUCUCUUAUACCAGCCUCUGUUACUUCUUCUCCAAAUUCCCCUGUAACUCCGAUAGAAGCUGAGUCUAAUGCUACUCCUGAACCUUCAUCUCCAGGACUACAUCAACUCCUCGGCAGGGGUCAUCGUCAACGACAGCCAUCAGUUAUUCUUAAGAACUUUGUUACCAAUACCGCGACUCUCCGUGACACACCCUCUCUCGCUUCAUCUACAUCCUCUCUUGGUUCUCCAGAUUCGAUUCCAGGUACACCACUCUACCCUAUCUCUAGUGUUUUAUCUGAUGCGAGUUUCUCUCCUUCUCAUAAAGCAUUCAUCGCGGCUAUCACUGCUGCGGUUGAGCCAACAACAUACAAUGAGGCUAUUAGAGAUAAGAUAUGGCGCGAAUCAAUGAAGGAGGAGGUGUGUGCAUUGGAGAUCAAUAAAACGUGGAUUGUUGUUGCAUUACCACCAGGGAAGAAAGCCAUUGGGAGCAAAUGGGUUUUCAAGAUAAAGCACCACUCGGAUGGCAUGAUUGCUCGUCAUAAAUCUCGUUUGGUGGCGCUUGGAAAUCGACAAAAGGAAGGUCUUGACUAUACAGAUACUUUUGCUCCUGUUGCCAAGCCUUCUACAGUUCGUAUACUACUUAAUAUCGCUGCUGCAAAGAAUUGGGAAGUCCACCAAAUGGACGUUCACAAUGCUUUUCUCCAUGGCGAUUUGGAGGAGGAGGUCUACAUGAAGCUUCCGCCUGGCUUCGAGGGAUCUGAUCCAUCUAAGGUCUGUCUCUUGAAGAAGUCUAUCUACGGCCUUAAACAGGCUCCUCGGUGCUGGUUCGCUAAGCUCAAUUCUGCAUUGAAGACUUAUGGUUUCAAACAGAGCAAGGCGGAUUAUUCUCAUUUCUGUUUUAUCCGCGACAAUAUUGCUCUUCAUAUACUGGUCUAUGUUGAUGAUUUUAUUGUUGCUGGGAAUGAUCUGUCUACUAUAUACAAGUUCAAGGCUUAUCUCAGUGAAUAUUUUCACAUGAAGGACUUGGGGAAACUUAAAUACUUUCUCGGGAUCGAAGUUGCUCGCAAUGCUGAUGGUUUCUUCUUGUCCCAACGCAAAUAUGCUCUGGAUAUACUGGCUGAAUCAGGCUUGCUUGCUUCCAAGCCUGCUUUGACACCUAUGGAGCUUAAUCACAAGCUCUCUCUUGCUACUGGCGAACCUUUGGCCGAUCCACAACGUUACCGUCGUCUCGUUGGUCGUCUCAUCUACCUUACUUUUACGAGACCGGAACUGUGUUACUCUGUCCACAUUCUGUCUCAGUUUAUGCAAACACCACUUCAGGCUCACUGGUCCGCUGCUAUCCGUGUUGUACGAUAUCUUAAGGGCUGUCCAGCUCAAGGCGUUCUUCUCCGUUCAGACUCUGACUUACGGGUUACUGCAUACUGUGACUCUGAUUGGAAUGCGUGUCCACUGACUCGCAAGUCCUUGAGGGCUUACAUUGUUCUUCUUGGUGCUUCUCCGGUUUCUUGGAAAACGAAGAAGCAGAAAACAGUCUCCAUGUCUUCCGCUGAAGCUGAAUAUCGUUCGAUGUCUUUUGCUUUGCGUGAGCUCAAGUGGAUCAAACGUUUGUUGACUGCAUUUGACGUGUCUCAUUCCAUGCCAAUGAAGUUAUUCUGCGACAGCCAAUCUGCCAUCUACAUUGCUGCCAAUCCGGUCUUUCACGAGCGUACCAAGCAUAUCGAGAAUGACUGCCACCUUGUACGUGAUGCUGUGGAAGAAAAACUCAUCACCACGGAACACAUUACCACGGACGAGCAACCCGCCGAUCUGCUUACCAAGUCACUGCCGGCUCCCACAUUCACUUACUUAUUGUCCAAGUUGGGGAUUCAAGAUGUUUCACCGCCAACUUGA